This is a messenger RNA of Pygocentrus nattereri (red-bellied piranha), 2236 nucleotides long. It is a transcript of the gene mfsd13al, whose product is annotated as major facilitator superfamily domain containing 13a-like. The coding region runs from base 58 to 1500 and encodes 480 amino acids. NCBI's taxonomy places the organism in Eukaryota, Metazoa, Chordata, Actinopteri, Characiformes, Serrasalmidae. The transcript has 6 exons. The record is from RefSeq and is a predicted model, not a curated record.
UUUGUCAAGGUGCAGGGAGCGAUCUGUUUAUCUAGGCUAGCUUUAGAUUGGUAGUACAUGCUUCAGAUCCUCAGGAAAUUGUUCUCAGCUCACAAAAACAUCAUGAAGCACCUCAGAAUCUCAGCACAUCCAGCCGCUGUGGCUUAUUCCAUGACCACGCUCGGAUCCAGCAUGAUGAACAGCAUCUUUAGCUUCUAUUACGUGAAGCUCUUCUUGAACAAGUACAGAAUAUCAGAAGCGGCUUUCCACCAGUCUCAGGUGGUCUACAUGAUUUGGAACGCGCUUAACGACCCGCUGUUUGGUUACCUUCAGGACAACUCGAACAUACAAUGCUGUUCUUUACGAAGACUGUCUAUUCUGUAUGGAGCACCAUUCUACAGUUUGGCCUUCCUGCUCACCUGGUUCCCCUGGAGGGACUAUGCACCUGAAGACUGGCUGAGUGGUGUCCACCUGGUGGUCACACUAUGUGCCUUUGACGGCAUGCUGACAUUUGUGUUAUUGGCUCAGUGUGCCUUAUUUGCAGAGAUUUCAGAGCACCACCACAACAGAGUCAGGCUGAUCAAGUACAACCAGGUGGCAUCUCUGCUGGGUUCCUCCAGUGUGCUCUUAUGUGGCCUUGUUUCCAACAACAUGGACAACUUUGCUGCCUUUCAGGGCUUUUGCUUUCUGGUGGCUGUGCUGGGCUGCAUCUGUAUGGUCUACACUGGCCUGCACAGCGAGGGCCGCUUUGACAGAAAGUACUCGGAUACAGACUCCCAGCAGCCCGCUCUCUCGCUCUCUUCAGUGAUCACCAUGACAUGGCAAAUUAUCUCUAACAGAGACUUCCAGCUGUUUGUGGUGAUGAACUUCUUCCAAGUCUUCAUGCUGGCCUUCUGCAACAAUUUUGCCAUGAUCUUUGUGGACCACCUCAUACCCGCUGAUGUCCUUCCAUCACUGGCCAAGAGCUUUAUGUACGGAGCUGGAUUCAUCUGCCCUCAGUUGCUGGUGUUGAGCAGUCAGAAUCUGCUUCAUGUGUUUGGAUACUACCGACUCAUCCUCAUGACCUUCUAUGUGGAGGCCGCCGCUGCUGCUUUAAUGCUGCUGUUGGGUCCAAACCACCACUAUUGUUUGGCUUUGUUCAUCACAGCAAACAUGAUUUUGGUCCAGAGCGCUUUCAGUCUCUUCGGUCUUCCACUUGCAGACAUCAUUGAUGCAGACUUAGAAAAGUACAAGCGCAGCUCUCCACUCUCCUCAAUGGUUUUUGGGACCAAUGCUCUUUUCACCAAACCCGGCCAGUCUUUGGCUCCUAUGUUGGUGGUGGCCAUUCUGAAUCAGUAUGGCUAUGAAGACAUAAAGGAUGGAAAAGUUACAGAACCAAGUGCAGUCAAUGCCCUUCACAACAUCAUGUUCUACUUGAUUUGCAUCGUGCCAAUGUGUGUGACUGCUGUACAGGUUAUUGCAUGGAAGCCGUUCUCCAUCAGGAACAGUCAUACAACGGACUCAAAGUAUACAGAGGGAUGAUUUUUUUACAUUUUUAUGUAAAAAUCUUUUUACUCUUGCAGUCAGAAUAGUUGUUUCUAAUUGCAGACUAGGGGAUACCAAGGUAUGGAGGGAAUAAUUGUUUUUUAUUGGUGGGUUUGGGUGUUCAAAUGUGUUUCUGAAUCUAUUUUGUAAUAGUAAUAAUGCUGUAUAAGCUGGAAAUAUGGCUAAAAAACUUGUUUUUCUACUCCUAGCUGGUGGCAGAUGAAAAUGAAAGUAUUAUAUUUGAUUCUAAAUUAAGGUGGGACAGGGAGCUUAAAGGGAACUGAAAGCAACUGAAAACAUGAAAUGAAAGCUGUUCGACACUCCAUGUUGGAUGUGAUGUGCUGCUCAGGUCUGUGCUUAAAACUUUCCUGCAGCUGGUAUCAUAUUAAUUAAUAUUAAAAAAUGAUAAUCAACAUGUCUGUAAGAAUACUGCACUUUUUUAGAUAAACAAAUUGUUGUUUACGGAAGCAUGUGAUUUUUUUUUUUACACAGAAUAAAUUCAAAUCAUUAAUGUAUAAGGUGACUUCCUAUGUAUUUAUCAUAGGCAUAGUUCCCUUUUUUAUAAUCCUGUGCCUUUCUGUCAUCCUAAACUGCAUUUCUGAUGUUACAAUUGCAUUUAUUUGACCAGCUUUAUUUGAGGUCAAUUGUAAGACGUUGUGUUAAACUUUGAGGUUUAUGAAUGUUAAGAAUCAUCUACUGUACAAAAAAAUGAAUGAAUACAUGAAAAAAGAUA